Molecule: messenger RNA, 768 nt
Organism: Sporisorium graminicola
Lineage: Eukaryota; Fungi; Basidiomycota; Ustilaginomycetes; Ustilaginales; Ustilaginaceae
Exons: 2
Coding region: 1-768 (255 amino acids)
Source: RefSeq, a predicted model, not a curated record
AUGACCUCGUUCACACCCAACCUCAACUUUGACAAGGAGAACUCCAACCCCAAGGACUGGGCCUACCACCUAGGCUGCUUGCCGCAGAAGCAUCACAUCGUCUUCACCAAGGAGGACUUUGUCGCCUUUCUCAAGCAGCACAAUGUGCACGUCGGCCCCAACUUCACCGAGCUCGCCAAGCUGCCAAAGUACGCCACCAUCGGCAAGCUGACCGUGUCGGAUGAUGCCGGCCCUUCUACCGCCGCACCAGCUGCUCCCGCCACCUCAACAGCCUCGCAAGCUUCCCAGCCGCAGCAGCAGGCCUCCGAGGCGGCCGCUCCCGAGCAGUCCAACGUGGUCUACACCAGCUCUGGCGAAGUCUUCCGUCCCAGCCGCAAGGUGCGACAGCUUCCUGGUGGAGGGUCCGCCCAGGUUACUGCUCUCUUUGGCAGCGAUGCGGACCAGGACGAGCCGGCACUUGCUCCUGCACGCCGUGCUCCCGCUGCUCCCGCUGCUCCCGCUGCCCCCGCUGCCCCCGCUGCUCCUGCUGCUACCGCUGCUGCGGCACCUGCUGAUGACGGCUUUGAGCCUCUCGGCGCUGCUCCGGCAAGACGUGUGGCGAGCGGCAACGUCAAGGAGUCGCAUUUCUACGACGACGUGAGCUCCGGGAAGCCAGGCGUCUACGAGGGCGUCCGAAACGAUGCUGUUAUGAACAACGGUUUCCGACCGACGCGACGUGUGCGUGUUCCUGGCGGAACCGGUGGCAUCUCGAGCAUCGCUUUCGACUAA